Molecule: messenger RNA, 1470 nt
Organism: Mesorhabditis belari
Lineage: Eukaryota; Metazoa; Nematoda; Chromadorea; Rhabditida; Rhabditidae
Source: the annotation of a GenBank genome assembly
AUGCAAAGCUUCGUAUGGAUGCUACUCCUUUUGCCAUUGACAGUCCUCUCCACGGUGACCGAUGCGCAGACGAACGACCCAAAUGAACAGAAUUUAUCAUGGGAAUGCGGGGACAAAGAGAUCGUUGCAACCCUGGCCACCCCGUUUCCCUUCGAUGGAACGCUGAUGACGGCUGGUGGAUCGAGAAAUCAAUGCGCUGUACAUGGCAAAGGCAACACAACCACUCACCUCUCAAUCUCUCUUGUCGAUCUCGACUUGUGCAAUGUCACCUAUGACCAGGUUCUCGACAAAUAUUCGGUUCGCGUUUGGGCGAGAUCCCACUCGAAGCUUCUCCUCGACUCGGAUCGCUUCUAUGACAUUGAUUGUCAAGGAGCAAAACAGGUCACCAGCCGUCGCACCCCGGAGAACCCGUUUCGGAUCAGUUUUGAAUCGGCUGGCAGUCCGGAGAGUGUGAAAGAUUUGAUCUUCGGUCGUCCGUACACGUUGAGUGUCCAUCAAAUGCCUGGCAAAUCUCAGCCAUUCCUCGUCACGAAGUGCACCGCAAGAGGGGACACGAAUUUGAGCGCUACAGUGAUCGAUUCUCGUGGCUGUCCAAGCGGGUCGCCCCUUCUUGCUCCAUUCACUCGAUCCUCGGACAAUGCGAUCUCAACUUCAGUCAUCCCGUCAAUGUUUCGCUUCCCGUCCACGACGACGCUCACUGUCGAAUGCGCCAUUCAGAUUUGUGGCCAGGAUGAGAGUUGCAGGCCACCUUGCUCGGUGAAAGUGAACGUGCAAGACCGAGUCCGCUCACUUCUGAACACGGCUGAGGUUGAAGAGGAUUCGAUCGAAGAGGUGCUUUUUGUGUCAAUAACGGUCACUGUUCGAGACGAUUCGAUUUCUGAGGCUCCGCUGGCAAGUGCCGAACGAUCCGAGAAAGACUUAGAGUUGAUCGUGCCGAUUAAAGAAAACGUGCCGUGCUUGUGGAAAGACGAGGAUCUUUUCGUUUACGCGUGCGUGAUCUUGGGAGCUGGAUUUGUAUUGGGCACAUUAUUUAAUUUGAUGUGCUGUUGCAUUUGGAUGAGAAGACGGGAGAAGAAACGGGAAAUGAAAGCGAUCCAUCGGAAACGAAUUGACACUGAUUAUUGGAUCGCCGAACCGCACACCGUACCAAAGAAUGUCUCCUCUGCACAUCCCAGCUACUACGAGGUAUCCCGGCGACUCUCGAAUGCAUCUUAUGCUUCGGUUAAGAAUCGUCCCACCCGUCCGGCUCCUCCAAUUCCCCAUCGAGACUACGGUGUCCCGCCAUCGAUCUCCGCUCAAACAGCAUCCAUUCACGCAUCGCAACUCUCUGAUUAUGCUGGGAGUCGAGCCAGCAGCGACGGGAGAGAGUACGCGAGUUGCGGAGUCACCGGCAGCACUUUCCUCUCGCAUUCGACGACGGUGGAGACGGAUUUGGAUAGCCCUGGAUCGAAUCAAACAGUCUCCUAUCAC